Molecule: messenger RNA, 1665 nt
Organism: Candidozyma haemuli
Lineage: Eukaryota; Fungi; Ascomycota; Pichiomycetes; Serinales; Metschnikowiaceae
Gene: KIN3
Product: serine/threonine protein kinase
Exons: 1
Coding region: 1-1665 (554 amino acids)
Biological process (GO): chromosome segregation; protein phosphorylation
Cellular component (GO): nucleus; centrosome; cytoplasm
Molecular function (GO): ATP binding; protein kinase activity
Source: RefSeq, a predicted model, not a curated record
AUGGCCACAAUUGCUGAGAAAUAUACUCCCCUAGAGGUUAUCGGGAAGGGCUCCUUCGGUACCGUGCGUAAAGUACGGCUGAAGGAGACUGGAGAGGUGCUUGUUCGAAAGGAGAUUGAGUAUACGUCUAUGAGCAUACAAGAGAGAAAUAAUAUCAUUUCAGAACUACGCAUCCUCCGUGAGCUAAACCAUCCCAAUGUUGUCAAAUAUUAUCUUCAUGACCAUUUGCCUGAGGAAAAGGUCAUUCAUAUCUACCAGGAGUACUGUGAUGGAGGAGACUUGGGCAAGGUGAUAUCUACUUUUAAGAAGAACGGAGACACUGUUCCUGAAGGUUUCGUAUGGGAAGUGAUGACACUGACCCUUCUUGCGCUACAUCGUUGUCAUUAUGGGAUUGAGGCGAAGAAGGUUGAUCUAUUUCGUGGAUCCGAACAGACAUCUGAACCGCAUGUUGAUUCAGAGACUGUCAUCAUUCACAGGGACAUCAAACCUGAUAAUAUACUUAUGCUUAAUUCAGGCAAAACUAUCAAGCUUGGAGACUUUGGCCUCGCCAAAAUGCUUACUUCCCAGAACGAUUUUGCAAAGACCUACGUGGGAACUCCCUACUAUAUGUCGCCAGAAGUUUUGAUGGAUAAUCCAUAUUCACCCGUUUGCGAUAUCUGGUCUCUAGGCUGUGUCCUUUACGAACUUUGCAACUUGCAUCCACCAUUUAGGGCGUCAACACAUCUUCAAUUGCAGGCCAAAAUCAAAAAAGGUGUAAUCCCAGAGUUGUCCGCCCAAUACUCUCAACAGCUUCGCAAGAUAAUUAACGAUUGUAUAACUGUCGACCCAGAAAUGCGGCCAACAUGCUAUGACUUGUUAGAGACUUUGUCUGUGAAGAUGUUCAGGAAAGAAAUGGAGUUGAAGACUGCAAGUACUACAUUAAAUGAGUUUCAGAAACAGCUUCUUAUCAAACACGAGGAACUCAAGAAGACUGAGGCUUCUGUAAAGGCAAUGGAAGAGAAGGUCAACAAGGAUAAAGAGGAGCUCGAGGCGAAAUUCAGAAGCUUCGAAAGGCUUGCACAGGUUCGUAAGAACGAGCUUCAAGACGACUACUCUAAAUUGCAGAAGAAAUGCGACUUGCAGAAGCGUCACUUUGAGGAGGAGCUAACGUUGGAGUUCGAGUCUCGCAAGAAAGCCAUGGACUUGGAAGCGAAAGAAAUGAGACUCAACUACCAGCGUGAGUUCAAGCAUGUUGUUGAACAUGAAGUACAGCAACGGCUAUCAGAGAUAUUACAAAGAAGAAAAAGUCUGGAUCCCGAGCAGCCACAACAGCUCCAAAGAAAAAAGAGUGACUCUUCGUCCUCUUCAUUUGAGCGCAAAGCCAAACCUAGGGGACCUCGCGAACUUCUUGAGGAAUACCCUCUGGCUCAUCUCCAUCCACAGCAUCAACAGCAUCAAUAUUAUCAUGGAACCCCUCCUCCAGGUUCCCCAAAGCGCUCUCCAUUAAAAACUAAGAAUGUGGAAUGGGACUCUGACAUGCAUGCGAAGAUUUCUCCCUCCAGACCUCAGCAAGCACCACUGAACUAUAAGAAGCGUGUUACAGAUGAGUUUGAGAGGCUAACUCUUCAAAAAAGGCAUGUCCCAGAAUUCGAGGAACAAUACUUACGACAAAAUUACCGGCAUUAA